Cutaneotrichosporon cavernicola is the source of this 1083-nucleotide messenger RNA. RefSeq lists its product as uncharacterized. The record is from RefSeq and is a predicted model, not a curated record. NCBI's taxonomy places the organism in Eukaryota, Fungi, Basidiomycota, Tremellomycetes, Trichosporonales, Trichosporonaceae. Bases 1 to 1083 code for a protein of 360 amino acids. Gene Ontology annotation, biological process: retrograde vesicle-mediated transport, Golgi to endoplasmic reticulum. The transcript has 2 exons.
AUGUCCACGCAAACCGAAGCCCAACGCCGCGCCGCCGCGCGCAAAGCCAAGAUCCUUGCCCGCGGCAAUGCGGGUCUUGCGCGCCUCGCCCAGACCGCGCGCGGCGAAGAAGCAGACAAGCUGUAUGGCGACGACCUGCGUUCGUCGCCCGCUGGUUCGGCACCCAGCAGCCGUCCCGAGACGCCGGUACAGUCCGAGCCAUCCUCCGCCCCACGUCAGCCCGCCUCUGCUACAGCUGCGCCCCAGCCCGCCAGCCCAACCAGCCCCACUAGUUCAAAGCCAGGUUGGGCCAACACGACUCCGGGUCCGCCGACACCCGCAACUCGUGCUGCCGCUGCCGAUCCCACCAACUUGCCCGGUAUGGGGCGAGACGAGAUGCCGGACUUUAACGCGUUCAUGCAGCAGAUGAUGGCCGGUAUGGGUCCUGGUGGGCCUGGCGGACAGGGAUUUCCCGCACUGGCCGGCCCAGGCGGUGAGGGCGCGGAUCCGUUCGGGGGACAGGACCCCUUUGCGGCGCUCAUGGCGCAGAUGGGCGGUGGCGGUGGCGAUGGACAGAACCCGUUCGCGGGUAUGCCACCUGGUAUGAUGCCGCCCGGCAUGAUGCCCGGUAUGGGUAUGCCUGGCAUGGGGAUGGCGCCCGUCCCACCAAGCAAGACCCAGCGCCUCCUUCCGCUCAUCCACGCACUCGCCGUGAUCGCGUUCACGAUCUUCGUUGUGGUGUGGUGGGAGCCGACUAUGCAGCUCGUUCGGGCAGGUGGGCUCGGAGUCGAAUGGAGCGCGCGGUGGAAGGGUCUGGGAGGGCGGGCGGGAGGCUAUGUCGCCAAGACGUUUGGACAUCUUCCCGUGUUCUACGCCUUCUCCACGCUCGAGGCUAUGCUCCUCGCUUUCCGUGUUGUUAUCGUCAAACCCCAGCCCCGCCUGCACCCCCUCCUUGCAAACGUUCUUCCCAUGCUCCCGCUCAACAUCCAGCGUAUUGUGGUUACGGGUUCCAAAUACCUCGGUGUCGUGGGGCAGACGUACGCCGACGCGUGCCUGUUCAUCUUUGGCUUGGGGUGUGCGGUCGUGAUUGCCGAGUAUCUUUAG